Messenger RNA from Trichomycterus rosablanca, 2391 nucleotides. It is a transcript of the gene clk4b, whose product is annotated as CDC-like kinase 4b. Gene Ontology annotation, cellular component: nucleus. The coding region runs from base 105 to 1559 and encodes 484 amino acids. Gene Ontology annotation, molecular function: protein serine/threonine kinase activity; protein tyrosine kinase activity; ATP binding. The record is from RefSeq and is a predicted model, not a curated record. Lineage: Eukaryota; Metazoa; Chordata; Actinopteri; Siluriformes; Trichomycteridae. Gene Ontology annotation, biological process: peptidyl-tyrosine phosphorylation; regulation of RNA splicing. The transcript is spliced from 13 exons.
AAGUUAUUAAAUGAAGGCGCACCCGGGGAGCCUGUAAGGAGAGAGCCGUGUCUUCUUUCAGCGCUUGUAAUAAAGUCUUUUAAACUGAAGAUAGUUAAGGACAGAUGCGGCGCUCAAAGCGGUUGCGCCGUUCGGCUGGCAGGACGGAGGAGUGGAGCUGGGAGGAGGAAGAAGAGAUAAGGGUUGAGACCUGCAAGUGUCCAAAGAGGAGCUCAUGCACCUGGGAGAGAGACAGGAGACCUGGACGCAACCACCACUACAGAACAUACGAAAGGAGUCACAAGAGCAGUAAGGGACUGGAUUCCUUAGAAAGCAGAUUACAAAUGCCCAGUCUGGAACUGCAAAGCUGUGAGGACAGAGCCAAGUACCAAGCUGCUCCUGAGCGGAGACAGAACGGAAAACAACACUGGCACCAGUACAGCAGAUCUUUGGCUCAUGAUGGCUGCGCUCAUUCCAGUAGCAGAGAACGCAAUUGUUCCCAGCCACAAAACAGCCACUCGCACUUGAAAAGUCCUCGCCAGAAAAGAACCAGAAGUUUUGAGGAUGAUGAGGAGGGUCACCUGAUCUAUCAAAAAGGAGACAUGCUAAGAGCAAGAUAUGAGAUUGUAAGCACUCUAGGGGAAGGAGCCUUUGGAAAAGUAGUAAAGUGCAUUGACCACUCACAGGGUGGUAUGAAAGUGGCUCUGAAGAUAAUCAAAAAUCUGGAGCGAUAUCGUGAAGCAGCUCUGACAGAGGUGGAAAUCUUGAAACAGAUGAUCUCCUUAGACUCUGAAAAGAAAAUUGCUUUCGUGCGGAUGCUCGACUGGUUUGAUCACCACGGCCACAUCUGCGUUGUGUUUGAGCUGUUAGGACUAAGCACCUAUGACUUCCUGAAAGAGAAUGACUUUAUGCCCUACAGUGUGGACCAGAUCAGGCACAUGGCAGAUCAGAUCUUCAGAGCUGUACACUUUCUUCAUCAGAAUAAACUAACACACACUGACUUGAAACCUGAAAACAUUCUGUUUGUGGACUCAGACUGUGAUGUAAAAUACAAUGCCAAAUUGAAACGAGAGGAAAGGAAGCUGAAGAAACUUGACGUAAAGGUGGUAGACUUCGGAAGUGCUACGUACGAUCAUGAGCACCACACUUCAGUGGUGUCGACACGCCACUACAGAGCACCUGAGGUCGUCUUAGAGCUGGGCUGGAACCAAGCAUGUGAUGUUUGGAGUUUGGGCUGCAUUCUGAUGGAAUUCUAUCUGGGAUUAACUUUAUUUCAGACUCAUGACAGCAAGGAACAUCUGGCCAUGAUGGAGAGGGUUUUUGGCCCCAUACCUGUCCACAUGCUCCAAAAAACAAGUAAGCAGCACUACGUUCAUCGUGGCAAGCUGGACUGGGAUGAGCACAGCUCCUCUGGCAGAUACGUGAGGAAGCACUGCAAGCCACUAAAGCAAUACAUGGCAACCAAGAGCUCCAAGCAUGAGCAGCUGUUUGAUCUGCUACAGAAAAUGAUGAAAUAUGAUGUGUCCAGGCGCAUUACCUUGGAGGAGGCCAUCAAACAUCCGUUUUUCACACAGCUUUGAAGGAGAGUUCAAAGCCUGCUGGUUAACUGUUACAUUUGGACUCAAUACAACUCCUAUGGAGACUGCUGCUGACUGUAUCAGUCUGAUCUAAAGAUUCAAUAAAUGAAUUACAGCUUAAGCCUUAAAGCUACAAUAUUUAGGGCCAUUGGGUGGCGCAGCGGUAAAGUAUGCUAGUCCACUACGGUGCUAUUGGCCGAUUGGGCAUUUGAGGGUGCAUGAUUGGCCAAAAAGGGGGCGAGGGGUUGGGGAUAGCCAAAACAGCCUAGCUAUUAAGAGGUGCAGUUGUCAGGUAUAGUAUCAACUGAGACCUCUCUGGUGCAAAUAUGGGCUUGCGAGCAAGUUGCAUGAGAACAUUUUAUGAUCUGGUUGUCCAGUGCAGAAUAUUUUUAUGGUUGCAAGCAGCAUGUCAGUCAUGUGUAAUAUCUGAGUAGUGCCUAACUCUGUUUACACCAUUAGCACUUUUUUCUGCUUUUUUAUUUGCCUGUGGCUGUUCUUUUGGUUGGUGAAAAGGGAAAGCGCAUGAUCACUGUUUCUUUUAAACUGUUGUUUAUUUCAUUAUACCAACAACGUAACCAGUGAUUGCCCAGUAAUAUAUAGCUGAACACUGAACAACCAAAUUACCUGCUGGUCAUUUCUUUUUUUUUAGGCCAGCUUUGGUGUAUUAAGGCUAGCCCUAAUGCCAAAAUGGUAUCAAAUCCUGUGUAACACCAAAACUCAUACUUCCAUAUUUCUUAUCUAUUUUUAUUUAAAAUUGUAUUGUGUGUUUUGCUGCAAUAAUUAUUUAUCCAGUGAUUUAUUGUUUUAUGAAGACAGUAAAAUAUUAAAAAUGCAA